AUGGAAAAUCACUCGCAAAUAGUUUCACAAAUCAAAAAUUCGUUUCAUCUUGGAAAGUACACUGAUUAUACUGAGCUGCUUACUUCAUCCGCACCCUCUGAUGUGAAGCUUGAAAAAAUGGAAGAUGGCUCAGUUGGCUUUGAAUGCCUUUUCCACUUAGAGCAAAAGCCUGAGAAUAACUCUGCAUUAUCUAAGACCACUUCUAUAAGUUUUUACUCUAUCAAUGCUUAUAUCAAUAAUUACUCUGAGAUGUAUUCAGACGAUUACUCUGCUCAUCAAUGCCUGCUUAUCAUUGAAAGGGACUAGAAGGGCAAACUAAUAAAGUCUAAGUUUAUAUCUAAAGACAGCAAAUCAAUGGCUUAAACUGAUUAAAUUGUAACUAACUCUUCUAUUUACUUAACUUGUCAGAGUCAAAACUCGAUAGUGCAUUAUUGCUGUUUCUGGGGACUUUCAGACAUCCUAUACACUCUGAUAAAAACCAUUCCAAAUCUGAAGCUCUUUCACAAAAACAAGUACAACAAAAAUCCAUAUGAAAUUGCCUAUCUGAGGUCUGACGAAAAUCUGCUACGCAUUUAACAAACUCCAUACUAUGGCAAGUUCAAAACUUGCUUUCAAAUACUUUAGGAUAAGAUGCCUCCAUAGACGAUACCUGACUGGAUAUACUCUGAUUUCAACAUAUCAAUUGACAAGAUUGGCUAAUCCAAUCCAUUUCAAAUAAACUAUUAUAUGGAGAGAAGAGACAUCAGGAUACUAGACUUUAAGAGAAUGAAAAUUCAAAAGGGGUCAAUACUAGAGAUACAUGACACAGAAAUAGUUUACUUGGGCAUAUAUAAUAAAUCCAACGUGAUAAUAAGAGAGAUAUUUGGAGAGUAUUGCAACUUGAGAAUGCAAAAGAGUGUUGAGAGAUAGUUGAAGUUGCUAGCUUUGAUUUAGCAUGAGAAUUACUUGAAUCUUAUAGGAGUUACCUUGGAUGAGUCAACAUCAAAGCUAUAUUUUAUACAUGAGAAUUUCUCAAUGAACACACUACAUAAAAUACUUUAAAAGGAGAAGUACUUUAUUCUAAGGCAAAUUGCUGCCUAUUUCCUAUACAUUCACCUGUACUUCCCAGAUUCUUAUCUUCAUCUGAAUCUAACACCACAUUCUAUCCUAAUAGACGAGAAAGACCUAUCUGUUAAGGUCAAAGAACUAGGAACCAGACCCAAUAUAGCUAAUGAUCCGCAGUUCAUUUCAAAUAGUACCUAUGGUUCGACAUUCCCGCCAGAAAUCAUAAAUCAAAACCAAAAUCUAUCUGUAUUUAGCGACACUUACAUGCUGGGAUAGAUAGCCUACAUUAUAUUUGCUAUGGGAAAGCUAGAUGAAAGUGAUUAGUAAGAGCUAUUGAUACAAGGCUUAAGUUCUAAAGAUUUGAUACUCCAGUAGAUUAAAGAUAAAAAGGCUAUUCUAGAGAAGAUUAAAGAUAUGCCUGAGGAUAUUAAAGAAAUUAUACAAGGUACUAUACUUUUUGAUGAAAGGAAAAGACUUCACAUUAUUGAGAUAGUUGGGAUUCUCAAGGCUUUCUGA
Molecule: messenger RNA, 1560 nt
Organism: Stylonychia lemnae
Lineage: Eukaryota; Ciliophora; Spirotrichea; Sporadotrichida; Oxytrichidae
Source: the annotation of a GenBank genome assembly